AUGUCGCGCUCCCACCUGGGCUCACAGCUCACGUGCACAGUCACAGCGUGUUGGAUCUGUGAGUACACCUACUUGUUCAUUCAUUUUUUGGUUGUCCUAAUGUGCUAUACCAUGUGUCCCUCCCCAGUUCUGGCUUGCUGUACAGACUCGGUGCUCACCGUUCGCCUGACGGACGACUUUGGCGGAGAUUUUUUUGCCCCGGCCGUUGUACAAUCGCACCCAACAGACGCCACCACCCCUCCCACCCCGGCUCACAGCGCUUUCACAGAUGGCAGCCCCCCUGUUGGUCAUGAGCACACAACGAAACUGGUCCCGGGCUUUGGAGACACCUCGUCGACUUCCAAUAGUGAAGAGGAAACGUCGGCUCGAAACUUUGGACCCACUGAUAGAACUUCAGUCGACGGUUGGGAUUUUACAUCGACUUCAGCCGGUGAUGGGACCACCCCACCUACUGAGGCGGCCCCCACCACUUUCGACCCAUUCUUCAACUUAUUUCCUAACACUAACGUCUUCGGCUUUCCUUUCUCUGCUGGCACCGGUAACCCUUCCACCAUCAACCCAAACACCGACUCCACUACAGCUGGUUCAGAGUUCCCAACUCCACCUGAGGUCAUGUCCUCCCCAUUUGCCCCCUCCCCAGGUGACUCAAACAACACCACAACCGCCCCAAACACAAACAUCACCACAACCGUCCCAAACCCAAACACCACAACCGCCCCAAACUCAAACAUCACCACAACCGUCCCAAACCCAAACACCACAACCGCCCCAAACACAAACACCACAACCGUCCCAAACACAAACAUCACCACAACCGCCCCAAACACCACUACAACAACAGCUAAUCCAGAGAUUCCAACUGCACCUGAGGUCAUGCACAAGCCAUUUGCCCCCACCCGAGGUGACCCAAACAUCACCACAACCGCCCCAAACACAAACAUCACCACAACCGUCGCAAACACAAACCCAAACACCACCACCAACCCUAAGACAAACCCAGUCAGCUCAGAGAUCCCCCCAGGCCCCCCUGAGAUGGACCCUUUGGGACAUACUCCUCCUGCCCCCACCCUCUCCACACCUACCAUAACCGUAGACCUCGCAGACUCCGAGAAACAGCAUCAGACUGUCUUCAUCACCAUAUUGGAUCGAAAAGAAGUGAGCAUCUCAGUAGUUUUGUAG
Messenger RNA from Aplysia californica (California sea hare), 1179 nucleotides. Its product is annotated as mucin-2-like. The record is from RefSeq and is a predicted model, not a curated record. Bases 1 to 1179 code for a protein of 392 amino acids. The transcript is spliced from 3 exons. Lineage: Eukaryota; Metazoa; Mollusca; Gastropoda; Aplysiida; Aplysiidae.